Molecule: messenger RNA, 8312 nt
Organism: Oncorhynchus kisutch (coho salmon)
Lineage: Eukaryota; Metazoa; Chordata; Actinopteri; Salmoniformes; Salmonidae
Gene: hivep3b
Product: HIVEP zinc finger 3b
Exons: 7
Coding region: 599-6256 (1885 amino acids)
Biological process (GO): regulation of transcription by RNA polymerase II
Cellular component (GO): nucleus
Molecular function (GO): RNA polymerase II cis-regulatory region sequence-specific DNA binding; DNA-binding transcription factor activity, RNA polymerase II-specific; zinc ion binding
Source: RefSeq, a predicted model, not a curated record
UUGUGUUUUUGUUGUUUUAAUCGGCUGAAUGUGGCUUCGUAGUUCCAGUUUGACAAGGCGUAGGGAAAGCGCCCCCCCAGUUUGUUUAGUGCAAGAUCUGCACUGCACACACCGCUGAGGAAAUGCAGACUUCUGGCCCUUUCGCUACGGGUUACAUUGCUACAGUCCCCACACCGUAGCAAGCUGAUCCAGUGAGGUACUAGGUUUGACCAGAGACGGCCUAAGAGGAACAAGAGAAGACCCAGAGGUUUCUACUCACCAGAGCCACAGUGUCAGAACGGUCCAGCUGUAUGCCAAGCCAAACCCUCAUCUAGCUCCCAGUCCACAGUGAAGACCUAUCACAAUGGCUCAGACUUACUCUGUGAUGAGAGCGAAUCUAUGUUUACCUACAUCCUCUAUGCUGCUCUGGGGCACUUUUUAAUUAUGUCUUAUUUGGUCCUCUUGAAUGACUUUUGGCCUGCUCAUAAAAAAAGGUACUCCGUUAGAUGUUCCCUCGUCCCAGGCAUCUCUGCGGCACUGUGGCUAGCCCCAUGAGGCUGUGUGGCGCACUGCUCCCUGAGGCAAUCCCUGUGUGCCUGUAAGGCCUCCUCCCCACUCUAUGGAGGCGGAGCCCAGCCACCCUGCUGUUGGGGAGCGAUCCGGAAGGCAACAGCAGCCUCUUUCUCCUGGGGCCGCUGAGCCCCCCACAGGGUCCCGUCCAACUCAGCCACAGCAACCGCCAUCCAACCCCCGCCCCGUCCACGGUGGCCUGGGAUGUCUCCACCACUGCAAGCCUAAACGUAGCGACCUGCUUCUCAGGCUUCAGCAUCAGCACAAGACCCAAGCAGCAUGUCAGCUCUCAACAGACACCCCAGGUCCUUCAGGAGGCAGCUUCUCCUCCCCCUCCACCUUAUCCCUACAAUCCUCCUCUACCCAAGGCCAUAACACUCAGGGGGUGCAGUCCCAGCCCAAACAGGAAGUCCUAGAGGGCAGCCCAUCUAAAAGAGGCGAGAGGAAGCUCCAGAAACCGGGGAAGUACGUGUGCACUUACUGCGGCCGUCCAUGUACCAAACCCAGCGUUCUCCAGAAACACAUCCGCUCUCACACAGGGGAGAGGCCUUAUCCUUGCGUCCCCUGUGGCUUCUCCUUCAAGACCAAGAGUAACCUGUACAAGCACCGCAAGUCCCACGCCCACCGCAUCAAGGCAGGCCUGGCAUCCAGCCGGGACGAGCUGAGCCUGAGCGGACCCGAGAUGAGCGCCCUGGGAGAGGAUCCCGAGGAGCCCACGGAGGGGGAGAGCACAGACUCUGAGGAGGAGACGGGUCAGUACAGGAAGGAGAGGCUGAGCAAGCAGAAGAGCAGCAGCAGUUUGGCGCUGUCAGGGCAAGAGGAGGGCCAAAGGUCUGACGACUCCCAGGCCGUGAAGCAGAGACUGGCCAUGAGGCUGAGCGAGAGGAAGCGUGGCCCCAUGGCCUCCCCGGACGACCCUCCCUCCACCUCCUCCUCACUGGGCCCCAGCAGUAAAGGCAGCCAAGAGUCAGGCUACUUCUCCCUUUCGAGGAGCUCUGAGAUGAGCCGAGCUGACUCCCAGGUGAGCCCUCCCAAUGCCAAAACCUAUGCCGAGAUCAUCCUGGGCAAGUAUGGGCGGCUUGGAGGGCAGCAGCGCGGUUCCCAUCAGCAGCGCGCCCACUCUUCUUCAUCGGGGAUGGAGGAGAAGAGCAGCAUGCCCUUCAGCAUGCCCAAGACGCAGGUCAUCGAGCACAUCACCAAACUCAUCACCAUCAACAAGGCGGUUGUGGACACCAGCGAGAUCGACAGCGUCAAGCCCAGGCGCUCCUCGCUCUCCAGGAAGAGUAGUCUGGAGUCACCCAAGUUCUUCUCCCCCAAAGACCCCUAUGUGUUUGAGCCUAAGGGAGAAAGCCCAGGUCCCAGUAUGGCAGGCCAAUCAUUCCAUCCCCAUAUCCAAGACGUGGGCCCAUCGGGGGUCCAGAAGUCCUCCUCCUCAUUGCCUCUGCUGAGAAGCCACUCCAUGCCCACCUCAGCAGGCCAGGGAAACCACUCCACCACCUCUCCCUGGGGGUUCUCUCGUUUGAGCCACUCCUUUGAUGAGCAGCAGGCCGUGGUGGCCAAGAUGAGGGUGGGCGGGCAGUACCGUUUGCUGAGGCGCCAGCCCGCCAUCGAGUUGCCCCUCGGGGCUGAGCUAAGCCUGGAGGAGGCUGGCCCCUCCUCCUCCGCAGCUACAGAAAUUGGCCUAACCAGGAAGCAGCAACGCAAAGGUCCAAGGCUGUAUGAAUGCGAGACCUGCGGAGUCCGCUGUAAACAAAGGGAGAGUUACGAGGCCCACAGGGGUCUCUGCACAGGCAAGCCAAUAAAGGAGCUGGAGAGAGGAGAGGUGGAUGGGGCGUUCCGGGAUGACCGCCCCCAGAUGAUGCACUAUAAAUUCCGGGCACUGGCCAUGGCAGUGAGGAAGAGGAGGAAAGAGGAGAGUCUGGAGGAGGAUCCUCCUAGCCCCAGGCCUACAGCUGUUGUGAUCUGCAGCCCCGCAACCACCACUGCAGUGCCAAACCGGGUGCAGCAGAUUAAGGCCUUCUCAGGUGCUCCCUCACAGGCUGAGCAGCAGCAGCAAGACAGGAAGGGUAUCUCGGUCAUCCAGCACACCAGCUCCUUUGAGAAGCAGAAAAGUAUAUCCAUGGAGAGCCAGGAGUCUAUAGAGCUUAGAGAGAGCCAGUUAACACCGCAAAAACAGCCGCAGCCAAAAUCAUCGCCCUCCAUGUCCCGCCUGGUCCGCCAGCACAACAUCCAAGUGCCAGAGAUCCUAGUGACGGUGGAGCCUGAUGCUGAUAUGGUGUCAGUGUCGCCCAUGGCGACGGCAUCCUCGUCCAAGGAGCCAGAGAGAGUGGUAGAGGAGUUCCAGUGGCCUCAGCGCAGCCAGAGUAUGGCUCAGCUCCCCGCCGAGAAGCUGCCACCAAAGAAGAAGCGUCUCCGUCUAGCCGAGGCUGCUGCCCAGUCUUCCGGGGAGUCCAGCUUUGAGUCGGUAUCGCUGGGGACCCAGAGCCCCGGCCAAGAGAGCAGCAUUUCCCAUUCACCCAGCCGCUCUGCCUUCUUUGAAGACAUUGGGGGAAAACCUUCUGAGCCUUCCCCCUGGGGCUCCAGCAGCACCCAGGGCUCCCACAUGCUAACAGUGCCCUCUGGCCCCCACCAACAAUACCAACCCCAAAGAGAGAUGCGGCGCUCAGCCUCGGAGCAGGCCCCGGUCAGCCCCCAGCACACGGAUGAGAUCGUGGAGACCAGGAGCAAAUCCUUUGACUACGGUUCCCUAUCCCCGCAGCAGUCUGCUUCAGCCUGGAGGGAGAGGAGGAAGUGCCUACUGGUGAAGCACACCACCCUCGGUGAGCCGGACCGCGAGAAAGGGGCCGUGGCCAGCCACUCAGGCCAACCAGGGAGCACCAAGCCAGACCCGUCCUACACCAGACACCCUUCCUUCCACCCAGCUGAAGCCAGCACCUCUAUGCUCAGCCCGGAAGCCAUAGGGAAGACCGUACAGCUGUUCCACCAGCCCCAUUCCCCAUUCCCCAUGCAACCAACUGGGCAUGAUCGGUUCCCUCUUGGCCAGUUAGCCCAGCUCCAUCCGGUCACCACUGCCAUCUCAGAUGUCCUCUCCACCCACAUCAUCCACAGAGCCUUCUUACACACACACCCUUCCCCUCCAACCAUACAAGUUCACCCAGGGCAGCUUCACAUGGCAGAACGCCUAGGCCUGCCCCUCCAUCCUAUUUCAGCUCUGCUCUCCCUGCAGUACCCCACUGGGGCUGGCCAGGCUGUAUACCUCCCUGUUUCUCCUGGGCUCACCAUCCAAGUCCCCACACAGCUCCCCAUGCCCUCCACCGUGGUUCUCCCUGCCCCAGCUCCUCAGUCCUUAGUCCCUCUGCCCUGCCACCAUCCCCCGCUUGUCAUCGCAACGUGCCUGGCACAGCUGACGCCAGUCGUGUCACUGAUGGUGCCAGUGCGCCUCCAGACCAACAUGAUCACCUACGCCAGUGCCCUGUACACUACCCUCUCCCAGAUCCUGGCGUCAGCCCGCUCCCAGGAGCCCAUCUGCUGCAUGGCCAUGGUUAUCAUGGGCCAGCUGGAGCAGGAAAAGCUGCAGAGGUCCUACCUGAAGAUCCCCACCCCGGACUUCAAGAGCUACCUGCCUCUGUCUCUACCCCUGGAGCUGGGCUCUGUGUCCGGAGAGGGCUAUGAGCCACUGGGGGCUGGAGGGAACAAACGCAUGCUCUCUCCUGCAGCCAGUCUGGAGCUCAGCACAGAGGCCCAGUGCCAGCAGAAACGAGUGAAGGAGGAAGAGGAGGAGGGUGAGGAAGAGGAAAAUAGGGGUUCUGGGAGAAAACUGGAAGUCGGGGAAGACAAAAAGAAAGAGCCGGAAAGGGCCCAGAUAGGAGUAGUAACUGUGAAAGUCGAGGAGGAAGAGAAUGUACGGGACACAGAAGGGCACAGGGAAGAGAGGGACAUGCAAGGGAAGGCUGGACCUAAGAAAGAAAAGGGAAAUGAGGGCCAGGGAGUGAGUGCGUCCUUUGUACCCCAGAGUCCUGAGCGAGUCAAAGCCCCCUUGUAUCCCAGCCUCCACACCACCACCUCAGUCAGCUGGUGCUACUUGAACUACGUGAAGCCCAACCCUUCUGCCCAGAGGGAGCCACUAACCUCCGUUUACACCUCCUGGAGCAUCAGCGUGCACAACCCCAACCUGCCAGGCCUGUCCACCAAGCUGGCCCUGUCCCUGUUGUGCUCUAAGCAGAAACACAGCUCAGAGACCUACACCAUGGCCACAGCUCUAACCCCGGCGACAGGCAAGGUGGUCCCUGCCAGCAGUAGAAAGCCCCACAUUUCAGAGGUACAUGCUACCCCACCCAGCACCCCUGUCGAAGUGAAGGAGCCACCACAGCAGCCUGAGAAGGAGGAGAAGAAGGAGAAGAGAGAGGUGCAAGGGCCCUCCACCUCCAAACAGAGCGAACCUCUCCGUGUCCAAAUCUUCGAGGGCGGAUACAAGUCUAAUGAGGAGUAUGUGUAUGUGCGGGGUCGUGGCCGAGGAAAGUAUGUGUGCGGAGAGUGCGGGAUCCGCUGUAAGAAGCCCAGCAUGCUAAGGAAGCACAUUCGAACACACACAGACGUCCGGCCCUAUGUCUGCAAACACUGCAACUUUGCCUUUAAAACCAAAGGGAACCUUACCAAGCACAUGAAGUCCAAGGCUCAUGGGAAGAAGUGCCAGUCAAUGGGAACGUCUGGGUCUUCACUGGACGAGCAGGAGACCGAGGAAGCAGGAGAUAUUGAAGAGCAUUUAUCUGGCUCCGAGGACCAGGAUGAGCACCAGUUCUCUGACGUGGAUGAUUCAGAGGAGGACGAUGACGAGGAUGAUGAAGAGGAGUACUCAUCUCACAACGAGCCGUCCUCCUCACCCGACCGCCGUCUGUCCACAUGGGGGCACUCCAGCAGCGGAAGACGGUCCCAGCAGGGCACGCCUGACCCCUCAGCCCCAGAACCCCAGCCAGAUCCCUGCCUCAGCCAGGAGCUCUCUCCCACCCAUAGACUGUGGCCCAGCGGGCGUGCUUCCUCUCCAGAAAGCCGGAGGGCACUGUUCUGGGACGCCUCCCCCAGGGCCUUCUCCCCUAGCAUUGAGAGCUGCUCUCCCAUCCGAAGCCUUUCCCCCAGACUGGAGCUGGCCUCCCCCAACCGACACCUCUCGCCCUCUUCCAAGAGAGAACCAUCCCCCAUCAGAGCUCUAUCCCCCCUGUACCCCCUGCGGCCUCUGUCCCCUAACCAGUAUCGGGUGUUGUGGGCCCGGGCCUCUCCCUCGUCCCUGGGGGUGCAACAUAGACCUCGCAGGUCUCCCAGUCGUUUGCCAUGGGACAUCCCCAGUAUGAUGGCCAGCGAUCGCAGACAGGUGGGUUCAAUGGAGAGGAUAGGAACACCAAGUAAAGGGCAGAUUGGUCCAGAGCCCUGCCUGUCAUUCCCCCCAGCUUUCCGUCUGUCCCCCACUGACAGCCCUAAAGCCCAGUCCCAGUCCAUGGACCGCAUCUUCAGCCACCUGCCUCUGCACUCCCAGCAGGCCAGGGUGCCCUACCUGAUGAUCCCCAUUGGGGGCAUUCAGAUGGUGCAGGCUCGUCCCCGUUCCCACCCCACUACCCCCACCUCAACCUCCUCUCCCCCAAUGGAGGGGCUUUUACUGGGCCAGACCAGGAGGGAAACCCCCAGGUGCAGGACCCCCAUAACUCAAGGGCUCUGAACUCCUGGGGACCACUGGUCUGACAGCCAGGAAGUAGUAGGAGCCAGCCAAUCAGGGCUAUGCAUUCCCAGUAUAACCCCACCCAUAUGUUCCAAACCCUCCACCUCGCACCAGGGUAGGAUGGACCCAGGGAUGAUAAACACAAUGCAAAAGGACAGCUUACACAGCUCCUCCCACUCACACAGGUCUGAGAGAGAGACCAGAAAAUGAUGGCCCUCACACAGCCAGGCAGGACCAUCCCCCUAGUCAGCCAGUCCCCCCUCCCACACACAGGAUUGGAUAGCUGUCUGAGAGGCAGGAGCCACCAGGGUUGCGGUCCAGAACGACUGGUUCAGAAUUGGUAGAGGAAGAACCUAAGGUGGAGACUCAACCAAUCAAGGCCAGAGCACUUUGAUACGUCAUGCAUCCUUUACGCUUUUUGUUGCAACUCUUGUUUUUGGGUUUUGUAUUGCUUUGUUUUUACACAGUUUUCAAUUCAAUUGUUAACUUAAAUGUUAGUUCUUCUGCAAUAUUCAGGUUCUUCUGCAAUAUUCAGGUUUGUUAUAAAAUGCACUUUUUUAUUUUUGACGAUUUCUUUAAAUCUCUUGAUCUUACCUGUAUCUCUAUUGAUACUGCUAUCUUAAUAUAUAUUUAAAUAUAUAUGUCAAAUAAAUAUGAAUACAUUUGUAAAUGACCAAAAUCGUUAAUGAACAAUAAAUUCACAUUUAUUUGUUUUGUCUCUUUGUCCACUAUUACCUAAACUGUAGUUACUUGUGCCUUUUCUUUCUGUGUUUGUGUCUUGAGAUGACAACAAAGAAAAAAGGCUGUGAAGUUUUGAUUUACACUCUGUGUUUCCAGGAAGGGGUUCCUGUGUGGCGUGAUGAUUGAUUGUUUGUAUCCUUAAAGGGAUAGUUUGGGGUUAGAGGUAGUUUCGUGAGCCAAUGCUAACUAGCUGUACCCAAAGACUUCCAGUCUUUGCAAUAAGCUAGUUAGCAUUGGCUCACAAAACUACAGCACCUCUACCUUCCUUCAUACUGGAUACAGAGACAUAAUAAUGAAUUGCCAAAACACCAAACUAUCCCUUUAAGGCCAUUGCAUUGAUGUCAGGGUAUUCUAAAAUAUGGUAUAUGAGGUGGUAUAUUGAAGGAACAGUGAGCGCUUUGCAAAGAAAAUGCACUGAAGUCAUAUUUUUUAUAAAUAGAUAGUCAAUGUUAUGUCUCUGUACAGAGAAGAGUGCUCCAUAUUUAUUAUUUUGUUAAACUAUGAAAGUUAUUCUUUAAGUUUUUUUACUUGACAUUUUUGGAGGGAAAAAACAUGCCAUUUUUAUUUUUUCAUAAUAUUCUCAAAAGGCUUGAGAGGGAGAGGAAGUUCUCUUUUAAGAUUGGAUAUGGAACAAGUGCCCAAAAGAUUUUCACACAGGACAUGUUUUUCUUCUCUGAACCAAUAAAAAUUGCACCAGACUUCUCUGAGGCUAUUUUACUUGUUUUGUUUUCUUGUUUUUGAAAAAAUGUAUAUAUUUUUUUAAUAGGUCAACAAAAAUACUGAUUGAUUAAUACAUAUAGAAUGCUUCUGUUUGAAUUCCACAAAAUAACAACUGGAGUUAAUAUCAACAAAAUAAAAUAAAUUGUUAUUUGUCACUUGCUUCGAAAACAACAGUGAAAUACUUACUUAAGGGCCCUUCCCAACAAUGUAGAGAAAAAUAAUAGAAUCAAAUGAUAACAUAAGGAAUAAAUACAUAAUGAGUAAUGAUAACUUGGUUAUAUACACAGGGUACCAGUACUGAGUGUCAAGUCCUGAUCGUAGAGAUCCUUUUAUUCUCUGUUUGUUUUGUCAGGGUGUGACUCGAGUGGGAAAGUCUAUGCUUUCUGGUUCUUUCUGGCCGUGUAUGAUUCUCAAUCAGGGACAGCUGUUUAUCGUUGUCUCUGAUUAGGAAUCAUACUUAGGCAGCCUUUUUUCCUUUUCUCAUUUGUGGGUUGUUGUCUUUGUUAGUGGCAUAUAUAGCCUUACAGAGCUUCACGUUCAUUUUGUUGUUUAUUGUUUUUGUUGGCGACAUUUAAAAUAAAAGAAUGUACGCUUA